CCUAUUGUGGCCGCAAUGCUUUGAGCGAGCUGCCAAGCGCAUACCAUACGCACCCGCCGCACUGUGCCUAUACUCUCACCAGCCCAACGUCUCAUAUUUUUACAAAAACGAGAUGCCAUAUUAGAAGACAAUCACAUCUUUAAAAAGAAGGAAAGAAUAACCGCAAGACUACGCGAUUUUUAAAUGUGCAUAUCUAUGGAAUAAAGCCAGAUUUCCCAGUCUUAAUGUCGGGCAAAUCGGAUCGCAAAAAUAAAUGGGCGGCAGUGCGAGGUCGUCUGGGAUCGUCUCAGGACUCGGAUACUCCGCAGGAAGCCAACCUUGAGAGUGCCGAUCCAGAGCUGUGUAUCCGCCUACUACAGGUGCCCACUGUGGUCAACUACUCUGGGCUGAAAAAGCGUCUGGAGGGAAGCGAUCAGACAUGGAUGGUGCAGUUUUUGGAGCUGAGCGGGCUGGACCUCCUGCUGGAAGCUCUGGACCGGCUCUCAGGACGAGGCUGCUCCAGGAUCGCAGACGCUCUGCUGCAGCUCACCUGUGUCAGUUGCGUUCGCGCAGUCAUGAACUCCUCUGCUGGGAUACACUUCAUUAUUGAGAAUGAAGGCUACAUCCGCAAGCUCUCUCAAGCUUUGGAUACUUCAAACACUAUGGUGAAGAAGCAAGUGUUUGAGCUAUUGGCCGCUCUAAGUAUGUUUUCACCAGAUGGACAUCGUCUUGCCUUGGAUGCCCUUGACCAUUACAAGGGGGUAAAGGUGCAACAGUACAGGUUCAGUGUGAUCAUGAAUGAGUUGCAAGGCACAGAUAAUGUCCCCUACAUGGUUACUCUGCUCAGCGUCAUCAAUGCUAUCAUCUUUGGCACCGAUGACCUCAGGCAGAGAGACAGAAUGCGAAAGGAAUUCAUUGGCCUUCAGCUACUUGAUAUUCUCCCUAAAUUACGGUAA
Molecule: messenger RNA, 935 nt
Organism: Periophthalmus magnuspinnatus
Lineage: Eukaryota; Metazoa; Chordata; Actinopteri; Gobiiformes; Gobiidae
Gene: inf2
Product: inverted formin 2
Exons: 5
Coding region: 225-935 (236 amino acids)
Biological process (GO): actin cytoskeleton organization
Molecular function (GO): actin binding; small GTPase binding
Source: RefSeq, a predicted model, not a curated record